This is a messenger RNA of Ramularia collo-cygni, 1107 nucleotides long. Its product is annotated as related to ERD1 protein, required for retention of luminal ER proteins. Lineage: Eukaryota; Fungi; Ascomycota; Dothideomycetes; Mycosphaerellales; Mycosphaerellaceae. The transcript has 2 exons. Gene Ontology annotation, cellular component: membrane; cytoplasm. The coding region runs from base 1 to 1107 and encodes 368 amino acids. The record is from RefSeq and is a predicted model, not a curated record.
AUGAGUGCGAACCCGGCAGAAGGACCCGACACCUUCAGCCGGGUCCUGCCUUUGCCCUUUCGUCUCCAAUUCGAGUUGAUCCUUGGAAUCUGGCUCUGGGCGCUCAAUCUUCAUGGUUUCCACCGUCUAAACAUUGACAUAUUCACCUUGAUACGAUACCCGAUCCGACCCACGGACGAUGAGCCGCCACUUCACACGUCUACAUAUCGCUUUGCCGGGGUUCUCACAGGACUAUGGCUGGGCGCGAUUCUCCUCUUUUGGACUUUGACCCAGGGAGAUGCAGAGCUUGUGAUUUCCCAUUCCUGGAUACCGAACUGUCUGUUCUUCCUCAUUCUGGCGGCUUUCUUCCUCCCGCGGUACCCAUUUAUCAGCGCGGCGUAUGGCAGUACCAACUCUGCUGGUGUGUCGAGGUUCUUCCAAGGAAUGCGCAGGAUCGCAUUUGGAGGGAUUGCGAAACCCAAGCCGGAGAAAUUUGGGGAUGUCCUACUCGCAGAUGCUCUCACAUCGUACUCGAAGCCCAUUUCCGAGGUGUUUGUGACGAUUUGUAUGUUCUUGAAAGGACUGGRGACUACGAACAAACCAGAUCGACUUUGUGGACACGAAGUCAUUGUGCCAUUGUCGAUUGCAUGGCCUUUUUUCAUUCGAUUGAGGCAGUGUUUGAAGGAAGGGCAAUGGGCAAACGCCGCAAAGUAUGCCACUGCUUUUCCGGUGAUUGUAUUGAGUUCGAUGACGAGGAAGAAUCCGACAUUGAUAGUGUUUUGGCGAUUGGCCGCCAUCACCAAUUCCCUCUACAGUUUUUGGUGGGAUGUUUCCAUGGACUGGGAUCUCACAUUUCUUUCGCGAUAUCGCCACAAGUCGCCUUAUGGACUACGCCAGCAGCGAGUUUUCCGAACCCCAAUGUUGUACUAUCUUGUCAUUGCGUUUGAUAUUGCAUUGCGGUUCGCAUGGUCGAUGAAACUGUCGCUGCAUUUGGUCAAUCUGGACGGACUGGAAGGAGGUGUGUUCUUGUUGGAGGUUCUUGAGCUGUUGAGACGUUGGGUGUGGGUGUAUUUCCGAGUAGAGACGGAAUGGGUGAGAUUGAUGCCUUCGUCGAAUAUAGAUCUUUGA